Guillardia theta CCMP2712 is the source of this 789-nucleotide messenger RNA. RefSeq lists its product as hypothetical. The annotation marks the transcript as partial. NCBI's taxonomy places the organism in Eukaryota, Cryptophyceae, Pyrenomonadales, Geminigeraceae. The transcript has a single exon. The record is from RefSeq and is a predicted model, not a curated record. Gene Ontology annotation, biological process: MAPK cascade; protein phosphorylation. Gene Ontology annotation, molecular function: MAP kinase kinase activity; ATP binding.
CAGUUCGUGCUAGGGCCGGAGUUAGGAAGAGGGGAGGGUGGAGGGGUGAGGAUCGCAACGCACAUACCAACGGAGAAGCAGUUUGCGCUGAAAGAGAUCAGCAUCGGGUCCAAAGGGCAUCGGGAGCAGCUAAUGAAGGAGCUGCAGACUCAUCGGGGGUGCGGGAGGAUGCAAGACAUCGUGGAGCUGUACGAUGUGUUCUACGAGGAGGGGAGGGUGUACCUGGUGCUAGAGCUCAUGGACUGGGGAUCGCUGCAGGUGCUGCUGCAGCAGCAGGCGGAGCGGAGGGCGAGGAUGGACGAGCGGGUGCUGUCGGUGAUCCUGAACAAGAUCACCCGGGCCCUUCACUUCCUCCACGACCAGCACCGGCUGAUCCACCGCGACCUGAAGCCUGCCAACGUGGUGAUGGGGACGGAGGGAGUGGUGAAGCUGAGCGACUUCGGCGUCAGUCGCGUGCUGGACCAGGAUGCCAAGGGGGUUACUUGGGUGGGAACGGUGGGGUACAUGAGCCCGGAGAGGCUGCAGGGGAACCAGUACUCGAUGAAGGCAGACAUCUGGUCGGUCGGCAUCAUCGCCAUCGAGUGCGCGCUGGGUCACCAUCCCUACAUGCGCAGCGACGGUCAGGAGUCGCCGCUGUUCGAGAUCAUGCAGAGGGUGGUCAACGAGGACGUGCCGAUCCCGCAGGGGAGCGGGCUCUCCCCGCAGCUAGAAGACUUCAUCAAGUGCUGCCUGCAGAAGGACGAGGACAUGCGGUGGUCGGCGGAGCAGCUGCUGCAGCAUCCCUUUCUC